GGCUGUCUGUGUGACAGAGCAGUGGUCGCCGCUGAUUGGCUGUCGGUGAAGCACAUGGUGCGGUGAUCUGUGGAGGCUGCUGUGUGUGUAUGGGGGUGUUAGGCCUGCUGUGGAGGCGCCUGUCCCGGCUUCCCGUCAUGGCUGAGCCCGGUGCUCGGGCCUACAGCAUGAAGAAGAACAAGGCACCUAAGGAGCCUCUGCGGCACAUAAAGAACCGGGCGCGGCAGGAGGAGCGGCAUAGCCCGGCCGUGGUCUAUGUGCAAGUGGUGGCGGCCGGGAGCAGAGAUGUCGGGGCCUCCGUCUAUCUGUUCUCCGACCACAACAGGUAUCUGUUUAAUUGUGGUGAGGGGGCGCAGAGACUGAUGCACGAGAACAAGGUGAAGUUAUCGCGGCUCGAUAACGUGUUCAUCACCAGGAUGGACUGGGCGAAUGUUGGAGGAUUGUCAGGUGUAUUACUGACCCUGAGGGAUGUGGGCCUCCCUAAUUGUUUGGUUUCCGGACCCCCACAGCUGACAAAAUUCCUUCAAGCUAUUAAAACGUACUGCGGUCCAAUGGAGGGAAUGACAGUAGAUGUGCGUCCUUACACCGAUCCCCUCUACAGCGAUGAGACCAUGUGCGUCACACAAGUGCCCGUCUUCAGCAGUAAUAUAAACCGUGAGAGCCCCCCGAAGUCUCCAUCUCCGAAACCUGAAACCAUUGAGUGUGAGUCAGAACCAAAACGACGACGAGUGUCACCAGAUCUCAGGACAAGAUCCUCAAACAGAUCCCCUCCCUGUGUGAUCGCCUAUGUCUGCAAGCUUCAUGAUAGAAAAGGACACUUCUUGGUUCUGAAAGCAAAGGAAAUUGGUCUUCCCGUAGGGACACGAGAGAUUGGACCCAUCAUAACAGAUCUGAAGGCUGGAAAGAGUGUCACGUAUGAGGGCAGAGAGGUCUCCCCUGCUGAUGUCCUGAGCCCUGAUAUUCCUGGUCCAACCUUUAUUGUGGUGGAAUGUCCGAGUGAAGACUUCAUAACUCCGGUCACUGAGAAUGCAGCGUGGAAGAGCUAUCAGGAAGAUAAAGCAGAGACUGCGGCGGCUUUAGUAAUACAUAUGACCCCCGAACAUAUUCUCAACAACAGGACCUACCGGCAGUGGAUGGAAAGGUUUGGUCCUGGCACAGAGCACCUUCUCCUGAAUGAGGACACCUCCACCGUACACAACGUGAGCAGCUACAAGAUCCAGAGUCAGCUGCACCUGAUCCAUCCAGAGAUAUUUCCUCAGCUUCCAGACAUCCACCCAAAGAAUGAAGCAUCUGACGUGCCCGGGGUGAGGGCUGAAUCUCUUCUCAGAUACCAUCUAAGACCCAAAGUGGAGUGGCAUAGGGAUCAAGUGGCACAGAACCAAACUUCAGAAUUUGUAAAGGAGGCCAUGGAUCUGCCCGACUUCGGGAUGGCACUGGAGGAAUGUCGGCGUCUCCUGCAAUCAGAUGGUGCAUCGACAAAAGAGGGCGCCAGGCAGUAUCCUGAGGUUGUGUUUUUAGGAACGGGCUCUGCUAUUCCCAUGAAGACUCGUAACGUCAGCGGUACCCUGGUGCACGUCAGCCCCUCAGCUCUGAUGCUCCUGGACUGUGGAGAAGGGACGUUUGGCCAGCUGCACCGACACUACGGAGACGCCGUGGACGAUGUAUUGAGCCGUCUGUCUGCUGUGUUCAUAUCCCAUAUUCACGCCGACCACCACACUGGUCUCCUCCGCGUGGUGCUAGAAAGAGAGCGAGCGCUGGCGUCUCUUGGGAAGCCGUUCAGCCCAGUGCUAGUUAUUGGACCCACCACCCUGAUGACCUGGUUGAAUCAAUACAACGACCACUGCCAGCAGAUUCUCCAUAACAUCUGCUUUAUUCCAUCAAGGAGUUUGACCGAAACCUCAGAAGUGGAUUGCCCCAAGACACUAGGCUUGAUCUCGUCCCUUCUAAAGAUGUUCCAGCUAGAAAAAUUUCAGACCUGCUUUGUCCGUCACUGUAAGAAUGCUUUCGGCUGUGCGAUCGUUCAUCAGUCUGGCUGGAAGUUGGUGUUUUCUGGGGACACCAUGCCCUGCGAUGCCCUCAUCAAGAUGGGAAAGGACGCCAGUCUGGUGAUCCACGAGGCCACACUGGAGGAUGGGCUGGAGCAGGAUGCCAUUGAGAAGGCGCACAGCACAACCUCCCAGGCCAUAGCCGUAGCGAUGAACAUGAACGCGGAGUUUAUGAUGCUGAAUCACUUCAGUCAGCGCUACGCCAAGCUGCCUCUCAUGAGCGACGCCUUCAGCAGCAAGGUUGGAAUCUCCUUCGAUCACAUGAGGAUCCGACUGAGUGACUUGCAAACCCUCCCCAAACUAAUGGGCCCCCUCAAGGCUCUGUUUGCAGAAAACCUGGAAGAACUGGAGGAACGGAAGCAAAAGAGGGAACUGCGACUACUGGAGGAAACAGAAUCUGCACCGAGCGACUCAAAAACUGCUGCGUCGAGUGUCAAGCGAGAGCUGGACGACACCAACAUGGCCGCCGACGUCAAGAGGUUAAAGGCCAACUGAGCGCGCAAUGCUUAGUGGUGGAGCGAGCGGUUAAAGCAGAGGAAGCGUCUCGGGCCAUAAGAUCCCAGAGCUGAGGGGUCAAUAUCCAUCUCAUAUGUACGGAAAUCAUAAAGCUUUUGGGGUUUUUCUACCUUUGCAGGCAGGUAGGUGGCGCCGGAGGUCCAGAAGACCUAAGAUGCCAGCAGAACCAUUUAGAACCAACUGCAAGUGUAUGAUACCUGAUCGCUGGCUCUGACGGUCGGCAUAUACAAGGCCUUAAAGGGGUACUCCACUGCCCAGCAUAUGCUGGGUGCGGGCUGUGGGGGUCACGGCCACGCCCCUUGUAAUGCCACGCCCCCUCAUAGACUUGUAUUGAGGGGGCGUGGCGUCACUAUCCCCGCACCUAGCGUUUGGAACAAAAUGUUCUCAACGCUGGGGCAGUGGAGUACCCCUUUAAAGGAACAGUGCCAAGAGGUAUUUAUUCUAGGAUGAAUUCUAAGAGUUUAUUUUCAUAGUGUUAACCUCCAGAAAUUCUUAUUUUUUUAAAUGUGUGAACGCUUAAGAAAUCUUAAGGGGGAACUCUGGCAAAAAAAAUUAAAUGUUUUCAAAUUGGCUGGUGCCAGAACGUUCUACAGAUUUGUAGAUUAUUUCUAUUUAAAACUCUUAAUCCUUCCAGUACUUUUCAGCUGCUGUAUGCUCCACAGGACGUUGUGUAGAUCUUUCCAGUCUGACCACAUUGCUCUGUGCUGACACCUCUGUCCGUGUCGGGGACUGUCCCAAGCAGGAUAGGUUUGCUAUGGCAAUUAGCACAGUUCCUGACAUGGACAGAGGUGUCAGCGGAGAGCAAUGUGGUCAGACUGGAGCGAUCUACACAACAUCCUGUGGAGCAUACAGCAGCUGAUAAGUACUGGAAGGAUUUAGAUUUUUAUAUAAAAAUCCUGUAUAACUUUCUGGCACCAGUUGAUUCCAAAACAGUUUGCGCCACCAGAGUACUCCUUUAAACUCCUCCCUCACCCCAUCCCCUGAAGUAAGCAGACACAUGGAGGCUUCUGUAUAAUUUUUGGCCCUUGCCAAUCAUUGGAGGUCUGGUGAAUUUUGCUACUUUUUUUUUUGUCCAUUUUCAAUCCAGCAAAAAUAAAGCUUCUUUGCAGACAGUCUACCGUCGUGUUCUGUAUGCAUCUCCUAUGCAGACCCAUGUGUCUCUAUGGUUCCAGGUACAAACCGAAACCCUUUGCAGUCUGAUCCCUUUUCCUAAAAAAAAAAAAAAACAAAUUGAAAUAAUCAAAGGAGUGCAGUAGAGAUGAGCGAAGUUACAGUAAAUUCGAUUCGUCACGAACUUGUCGGCUCGGCGGUUGAUGACUCUUCCUGCAUAAAUUAGUUCAGCUUUCAGGUCCUCUGGUGGCUUGAGACUCUUCCUAGGACUGUAUCCACCUUUUCCAGCCCACCGGAGCACCGGAAAGCUGAACUAAUUUAUGCAGGAAAAGUCAUCAACUGCCGAGCCAAGAAGUUCGUGACGAAUCGAAUUUACUGUAAGUUCGCUCAUCUCUAGAGUGCAGCUCACAAUUUAUCCUGUCCGAGGCUAUAGUGGGUGUUCACAUAUACCUGAGGUGUCCAAAAAACUACUAACAAUAAUAUAUAACAGUCCCCCCCAAACAUCUAGGACAGUUCCAGUUGUCACUGGUACAUUAAAAAUAAUUGGGAAAGACCGCGCUUCUAUUACAUGAUUGAUCGUCCUUGUGGGAGGAUAUACAGUAUCUAACAGUAUAAAAUAAGGAUAGACACUACUGUACACAUAUAGAUAGCAUGGUUUGCAUAGUUAUAGCAUCCGGCAUUUGGUAAUCCGGAAAUCCAAAAAUCAGAUUACCAAAUGCCGGAUGCUAUAACUAUCCAAGCCAUGCUAUGUAUAUCGAUAAUGCACUCACCGCGGGUCACGAUGAGAGGAUUCAAGCUUUAUUCCAACAGACUGCAAUGGCUUCAGUGUACAGGACAGGUACACAGGGAGCUCGGAAGGAACAGGUGAGGCAGG
Molecule: messenger RNA, 4545 nt
Organism: Hyla sarda
Lineage: Eukaryota; Metazoa; Chordata; Amphibia; Anura; Hylidae
Gene: ELAC2
Product: elaC ribonuclease Z 2
Exons: 24
Coding region: 90-2540 (816 amino acids)
Biological process (GO): mitochondrial tRNA 3'-end processing
Cellular component (GO): mitochondrion
Molecular function (GO): 3'-tRNA processing endoribonuclease activity
Source: RefSeq, a predicted model, not a curated record